Molecule: messenger RNA, 787 nt
Organism: Brassica oleracea var. oleracea
Lineage: Eukaryota; Viridiplantae; Streptophyta; Magnoliopsida; Brassicales; Brassicaceae
Exons: 1
Coding region: 220-504 (94 amino acids)
Source: RefSeq, a predicted model, not a curated record
UUUAAGUUUUCUUCAUCUCAUAAAGAGAUGUGUAGACACAAAAUAUUUUCAGAUUUUUAAGCUUUCUUCUUCUAUCUGUGGAGGGGACCAGAGAAUCAAUCAAUAUACACAUAUAUUGGUUCGGUUCCACUUUUCUUGAUAAUAGAAUAGCUUUGGUUUCUCAAUUUGAGUUGAUUCUGGUUUUUGUAAAUCAACUAUCAUGAUCAGUUCCCAAGAAGAAUGGAUACUUAUACUUCUAUCGUCGUGAUCCUAUGCAUCGCUUUAUUUGCAAUCAAUCUAAUUUUUGCUUGUUUCACUUGCUUCUCCAUUCUUCAUAGCUUCAUGACAGAGACAACAAACCAGGAUUUUAGUGAUCUCAGGAAGAAUCUUAUUGAACCGGAAGAAGCUAAACCAGAUGAUGAGAAGGUAAUGAUCAUUGCAGUCUCAAGUAACCAAGGAUUCUCUGGCUCUAUGGAUUGUGAUGAUUGUGGCCAAGAUUGCUCCCAUGAUAUUUGUGCUUGUUGAACAAAGGUUGGAUUCUAUUUUCACUACACACUUUCUCCUCAUGUUUUGCAUUUUUCUUCUUUGAUCAUUCCUACUUGUAAAUGGUGAAAACUGUGGGUUGAGAGUAUUACAUCUUAUGCAUCAGAAUCCAGAAGUGCUUUUUUUUUCAUCUUGUAUCACGAGAAAUAGUAAUCUGAACAUGUAUUAUACUAUUUUAUGUAUAAUGUAUCACCAUGUUUUAAUAUAGUUUGAACAUAUGUAUUAUACUAUACAUCAAACUCUAAUGAAUUUUUCCUUACUUCAA